UCACUUGACAUGAAAUCCCCCAUAUUACAAAUUUUUAGUUGUUUUUUUUCAAUUUCACUUUCUGAUAUUAUUGAGUUUUUCCUUCUCCUGUAAAGUAACUAAAAGUUGAGAUACGACGUUUCUAUAUUAAGCCAUCGAUAUGUAUCGCGUGAUCUAUUAUCCGAAUUUCAAAAUAUUCCCAAUAAGCACUAAAUCCCCAAAAAUGCAAGCACAUUUUGUUGGAAUUCGAAUUGAAUGCAAAUGUAAUAUGUUUUAAACUUGAAAAAUCCGCGAUCCGGAUCGCGUAAAAUUAUGCUAUUUUGCGAUAUCGAUCGCGAUCCAUAAAUACCGCAUGCUACACUACACGUUCAAUAAAUAUCGCGAUAACAAAAUGUAGAUCAAUCAUAAGUAGAUCAUUCUGGUGUUCAGAUGUAGCAGUGCCCUAAUGUACCUAAUUUUGUAUAAACAUACAUACAUUUGUAUAAUUUAUUAACAGUGGAGUGAGUAACUUGUACUCAUAAACCGUACAAGUGAUAUGCUUAGUUACUGUUGGAAAAGUAUCACAUAAAUGUACAUAUUAAUGUGAAACCGAUGAACAUGUCAUAAAAAAGUGCAAACAACGAAUAAACAAAAAAAAAACUGCAAUAUUAACGGAAGCACAGUAUCCGGAAAAAAAACUUUACUGUUAUCAACGUUGUUGUGGUGGUGUAACACAUACAUACAUACAUAUUGUAUCUAUGUUUUACAAUCCCUUCAGUUUUAAUAGCGACAAUGUAUACCUUUUAGAUAGUACUUUUCGCUGGUUACUAGUAUGCCAUCAAUGUAUUAUAGCCUGUAGUCAAUUGUCAGUUUAGUGUAUAUUAGUAAUCUAAAGUAAUGCUUAAUUCCUUGACAUACCUACAUAUUUUACUUUAUGAAGUGGUGAGUGUGAAAAAUAACCAAAAGUAUGUGUUCUUUUGUAAUCUAUGUAGAGUCAAUUGACUUUUUCCUUGGAUCCGAAAUGUUAAAACAUCUAAAUCGGUGGUAAUUCUUAAUGGUAGGGAAACUACUAGUUCGGAGGCGGCCAACCGAACUACUGGGAUAUGUUUUGUAGGUUCGUGUAUACGUACGUACGUUCAUAUGUACGGUAUAAUACGUACGUAUUUCUCUUUAAUACGCUCUUUGGCCAACAUAGUAAGUAAACAACAAACAGAGCGCCAAAACUAUUUUGUAUAUUAACGAGGGCUUAGCUAAAGUCGAUUCAAUGAUCUUGGCGUAAGUUUGUUAAUCAGUCAGUAGUGAGUGGAGGAGCAUCGUUUGUGCAUUGUAUCGAAUCAAGCACGCAUCGUUACUAUACGGCUAUGCAGAACCAUCAACAGCAGCAACAACAACAACAUCAACACCAAACACAAAGAGCUUCCGCGCAAUCAACAUCAGCUGCUGCUGUGGCAACAACACAUUUUACCAACACAGCAAAAUUACCAAUAGAAACAGUUAAAUUGUUGAUUGGAUCUGUAUCACGUAGACCCAAUCUAUGGAUUCGCACUAACAAUGGUCAAAAAAGAUCCGAUAUAAAUGCAUUGUGGCAACAAGUUAGUCAAGAGGUUCAUCUACCAGCCGAUAUUUGUCGAAUAAAAUGGGGUCAUUUGCGUGAUAACUUUCGGAAAGUGUUCAUUCGAAACACCCUAUCAGCUGAACCACCUACUACAUGGCGUUUCUAUAAUGAUAUGCGUUUUAUGGAAGCACCUGUUGCUGAAAACGUGAUGCGCCAUCAUAGACUACGCGAACAAUCUCUUUACUGGCAGGGAGUUAACAGUGCCGAACCACGACAAAGCUCAUCGGCGUCAUCUACAGCAGCACUGCAUGAUAAUUGCGAUCGAUCCAUACAAAAUCAAUUUGAUUUUUCUGAAAUAUCAGCAUUCUUUCAAAAUCAUGGUGCCACCAUCAACAAACGUAUUAAAUUAGAAACCUCUGAAUCGGAAACAUCAUUACACGAUUUGACCCAAAUUACGCCACCAGCAAACACUUUUUUUCAAAAUGGCAAUGCAUAUGAAAUAUCAGACAUAAAGUCAGGUCAAACACAUAUUGUGAAUGAAGUCGAGGCCCAUAAUGGUCAUGAUAACACCAUUGAUGACAACGAUGAUGAUGAUGACCAGUUUGAUGAAGAUGCUACCUCAGUAGAGGACAACUAUCCGAUAUCUGUAAGAAAUGAGAAAUUAUCAAAUGACAAUAACUCUAAGGUUAAUAUACAAAAUUGCAAUCCAUCCAAAAACGAAAUUAAGGCGGAGGAAACAUGUGCACAUCUUCAUGAACAGGAUUCAGAUCGUAUGUUUCUAUUAAGUUUGUUACCAUAUUUACGAAAAGUUAAAGAGCAAAGAAAACUUCAAGUUCGUCAAAAAUUGCAAGAUGUUUUAAUACAAGAGUUUGGUUGAGGUAACUAUACACGAUUGUGGAUAAAAUAAUUGAAUCACUAAAAGACUCGAAUAAAAUGGCAACCAUAACACCGCCACACUAUUGUCAAAGUAACCGAAAUAAAAUGAACAUUUAAUAAUGGAGUUAUAAAGAAAAAUACACUCGAUACACCUGCACCUAAACAGUUUUUUGCGGUCCCAUUGAUUGAACUUACUAUAAUUUUGUAUACUUUUACUGUACCCUUCAACAUGAAUAGUAAGGGAUAUAUAAGUUUCCAAUUUCCACAAACGUAAUUUUCGAACCCAAUUUUAUCGCCAUGUACCUAAUCUUUAUUGAGCCACUGCAUAUAGUAUAUUCUGGAUCCUCAUAGAUGGCGAUGUCCGCUCCUUCAUUAUUAAUACAUCAAUAUAUCUUGUAUGAUUCCGAAUUGGUUGCUAUUGAAAAUAGGUAAAAUCGGUUCAUAAAUGUCUGAGUUAGGAUCAAGAAAAAAUUAAUUCCAUCUCAUAUCUGCAAUAUCGGUCCAUGAUAUAAGCAAAAACCAGUAAAAUACCCACUUCAACUAAAAAAUAUUAUUUUCAACUACUCUCAAGGGACCGACACCUUCAGAGUCGUUAUAAACCUCGUUUCACUGUAUUCAAAAACUUACGAUGUACCUUACAAAUCAAUUGGUGAUUCGAUUAUUUUGUCCAUAUACUACGUAUGUAUAUUUGUAGGUAUAACAAAAAUAGAUAAACUUAAAUUUAUAAGAUAAAAUAAGAUUUUUAAUUGUAUUUUUUUUACAAUGAAGAAAGUAUUACGAAUAAAUUAUAUACUAAAAACAUA
Molecule: messenger RNA, 3192 nt
Organism: Calliphora vicina (urban bluebottle blowfly)
Lineage: Eukaryota; Metazoa; Arthropoda; Insecta; Diptera; Calliphoridae
Gene: Coop
Product: Corepressor of Pangolin
Exons: 2
Coding region: 1320-2390 (356 amino acids)
Molecular function (GO): DNA binding
Source: RefSeq, a predicted model, not a curated record